AAAUCAGUGCAUUGAAUAUUGACGGGCUGAAUAUUCGUUCUCUCGGCAUGCCAAAGCCGUUCAUUCGAGGUGGUCGUGCUGGUGGACGAUGCUCGUCUUAUGAGGUGGUCAUCCACAGCGCGUUCCUUCCUAUCCUGCCGACUCACAGCAUCGAAGGGUCCGCCCUUUCCUACCUCAGAACCACCACUAUCCUGCACGCGCACACAUCUUCUCUUUAAUUUAUUUUCAAUCUUACACUCUCACCCAAUACUCAAUCACUUUGGUUCCUACUUCGAGCCUCCAAUUGCGCCCUCUUUGAUCGUGCGUAUUCAGACAUGGCACCAUCUUCCGUCGCCAGUGACGCCUCAGGCAACGAUGACAGCUUCAUCGUCGACAUUGACACCAUUCAGGCCCACGGCAUCGGUGCCGUCGAUAUCGCGAAGCUCAAGGCCAAUGGCUACUACACGAUCGCCGCUGUGCACUCCGCGACGAGGAGGACUCUUCUGAAAAUCAAGGGCUUCAGCGAGAUCAAGGUUGACAAGGUCAAGGAUGCAAUUGCAAAGUGUCAGGUAUAUUCCCGAAAAGACUACCUCCAAUAGAACUUCCGGCUGAUGCUCGUUUCCUAGCCCUCCGGUGGGGGAUUUCAGAC
This is a messenger RNA of Aaosphaeria arxii CBS 175.79, 628 nucleotides long. RefSeq lists its product as uncharacterized. The transcript is spliced from 4 exons. The record is from RefSeq and is a predicted model, not a curated record. Lineage: Eukaryota; Fungi; Ascomycota; Dothideomycetes; Pleosporales. Bases 100 to 486 code for a protein of 128 amino acids.